Molecule: messenger RNA, 601 nt
Organism: Arabidopsis arenosa
Lineage: Eukaryota; Viridiplantae; Streptophyta; Magnoliopsida; Brassicales; Brassicaceae
Source: the annotation of a GenBank genome assembly
UCAACCACAACUUUCAUUCAAAGAGCUCUACAAACAGAACUCACAAAUCUUUUCUCUUUCAUUCUCCACCUCAGUUACCGAUCUAAUCUUUGUUUAAAAAUGGUGAUGAUGAACACAAAGAAGCUACUCAAGAUGGCCAAGAAAUGGCAACAAAGAGCAGCCUUCAGCAGGAAAAGAAUCUCACUUCAGACGUCUAGUGCUACUACUAGUAGCUCAACCACUGUAGAGAAGGGUUGUUUCGUGGUUUACACGGCAGAUAAAAUCCGCUUUGCUUUUCCUAUAAGUUACCUGAGAAACUCAGUUGUCCAAGAGCUUUUGAAAAUAUCUGAAGAAGAAUUUGGUCUCCCGACGGAAGGACCAAUCACAGUACCAUUCGAUUCGGCUUUUUUAGAGUAUCUCAUCAAACUGAUCCAAAGACGAAUGGAUGGCAAUACAGAAAAGGCUCUGUUAUUGUCAAUCUCUAGUGCUAGAUGUUCUUCACAAUGCUCUUUGCAACUACAAGAACAACAAAGUAUUACUAAUCAACAAUUGCGUGUAUUCUAAAGUGUAACUACUUCUCUGUUUGUAAAGAUUGUUAAAAGUAUAAAUUAGACAGAUCAUA